Messenger RNA from Funneliformis mosseae, 396 nucleotides. Lineage: Eukaryota; Fungi; Glomeromycota; Glomeromycetes; Glomerales; Glomeraceae. The record is from the annotation of a GenBank genome assembly.
AUGGGCCUCCUUAUGUAUAAAGAAAUGGACGUAAUUACUCUUAAUUGUAUUGUUACAGAACCUCCUAGAACUGUUUUUGAUAUUUCCAUCAAUAAGAACAAAAUCGUUCAAGAUGAUUCGAGACUUGAGCAACUUAGAGAUCCCGAUGUGUCAGUUGAUAAUGUGUUAGAUAAAGAAGAGGUAAAUGAAAUACAGCAUGUAAUAGAUAAGAUCAAGAAUCACUUCAAGGAUACAGAUAAUAACAAUAUUCACGUUAUUGUUCAAGGUGAAUAUCAGAUUAAUAAUCCUGAUGAUGAGGAUGAAGAUUCUGAACCAACUUUUUCUAAUGUCACAAGUAGAGACCAUUUAGUCAUGGAUAAUGGUGGUUAUAAUAAUAUUAUUGGUAAAGAUGAAUAA